Tachyglossus aculeatus (Australian echidna) is the source of this 4932-nucleotide messenger RNA. It is a transcript of the gene ABCC5, whose product is annotated as ATP binding cassette subfamily C member 5. Gene Ontology annotation, cellular component: membrane. The transcript has 31 exons. Gene Ontology annotation, molecular function: ABC-type transporter activity; ATP binding; ATP hydrolysis activity. Lineage: Eukaryota; Metazoa; Chordata; Mammalia; Monotremata; Tachyglossidae. Bases 210 to 4568 code for a protein of 1452 amino acids. Gene Ontology annotation, biological process: transmembrane transport. The record is from RefSeq and is a predicted model, not a curated record.
GGUGGAUCAGCUAGGCUAAUUUAGAUUGGAGCCCUUAAAGGAAACCAAGCUGCGGAAAUCAAGCGGUGCUCCCGUUUUCUCGGCGCUGGGAGAGCAGGCCUCGAGAAAAACGAGUGGAUGUCCUGAAGUUAGUCGUGUCGUUAUCAGUAGCAGAAAAUUCUGAAGUGCAGCCAAGUUUCCGAGAAUCCUGGCACCCUUUCUGGAGAAAGAUGAAGUCUAUCGACCUAGGAAAAGAAUACAUAAUACCCAGUCCUGGGUAUAGAAACGUGAGGGAGAGAGCCGGUUCUCCGGAACAGUGUAAAGAGCCGGGAGAAUUGAAGUUCAAGCCGUCACAUCCGAUGGAAUGCCAUGAUGCCUUGGAAUCUGCAGCCCGAGCAGAGGGUCUUUCACUGGAUGUCUCCACACAUUCCCAGCUGAGAAUCCUGGAUGAAGGGCAUCCCAAGGGCAAAUACCAUCAUGGUAUAAGCGCACUGAAACCCUUCCGGACAACCUCCAAGCACCAGCACCCGGUAGACAACGCUGGACUCUUCUCCUCUAUGACCUUCUCUUGGCUCACUCCUUUGGCCCGCAGAGCCUACAAGAAGGGGGAGUUGUUUAUGGAGGAUGUGUGGUCUCUGUCCAAGCACGAGUCUUCCGAUGUGACCUGCAGAAGACUAGAGAGACUGUGGCAAGAAGAACUGAACGAAGUUGGGCCGGACGCUGCCUCCCUCCGAAGGGUCGUAUGGAUCUUCUGCCGUACCAGGCUCAUCAUCUCCAUCGCGUGCCUGAUGAUCACGCAGCUUGCUAGCUUCAGUGGACCAGCCUUCGUGGUGAAGCACCUUCUGGAGUACACCCAGGCGCGGGAGCCCAACCUACGGUACAGCUUACUUUUAGUCCUGGGCCUCCUCCUGACAGAAAUCGUGCGCUCCUGGUCGCUGACCCUCACCUGGGCACUGAACUAUCGCACUGGCGUCCGCCUGCGAGGGGCCGUCCUGACCAUGGCAUUUAAGAAGAUCCUCAAGCUGAAAAACAUAAAGGAGAAGUCCCUGGGGGAACUCAUCAACGUGUGCUCCAACGACGGGCUGAGGAUGUUUGAGGCGGCGGCAGUCGGCAGCCUGUUGGCCGGAGGGCCCAUCAUUGCCAUCCUGGGCAUGGUUUACACUGUCAUCAUUCUGGGGCCCACGGGCUUCCUGGGAUCAGCCGUCUUCAUCCUCUUUUAUCCAGCCAUGAUGUUUGUGUCACGACUCACCGCGUAUUUCAGGAGAAAAUGUGUGGCUGCCACAGAUGAGCGGGUCCAGAAGAUGAAUGAAGUUCUCAAUUACAUUAAAUUCAUUAAAAUGUAUGCUUGGGUCAAAGCCUUUUCACAGAACGUCCAAAAAAUCCGAGAGGAGGAACGCCGAAUCUUAGAGCGGGCCGGCUACUUCCAGAGCAUCACGGUUGGAGUGGCCCCCAUCGUGGUGGUGAUUGCGAGCGUGGUGACGUUCUCUGUUCACAUGAUCCUCGGCUAUGAUCUUACCGCAGCCCAGGCUUUCACAGUUGUCACCAUCUUCAAUUCGAUGACAUUUGCUCUGAAAGUAACACCAUUUUCAGUGAAAUCUCUCUCUGAGGCAUCCGUGGCUAUCGACAGAUUUAAGAACCUAUGUCCAACACAAGGCAAGAAGACCUUCCUUUCUGGCUUAAAUAAGAGUUUGUUUCUAAUGGAAGAGGUUCACAUGAUAAAGAACAAACCAGCCAGGCCUCACAUCACGAUAGAGGUGAAAAAUGCCACCUUGGCGUGGGACUUCUCCCACUCCAGCAUCCAGAACUCGCCCAAGCUGACCCCCAGAAUGAAAAGAGACAGGAAGGCCACCAAGGGCAAGAGGGAGAAAGCCAAGCUGCAGCGCGAGGGACAGCAGGCCGUCCUGGCCGAGCAGAAGGGACACCUUCUUGUGGACAGUGACGAGCGGCCCAGCCCCGAGGAGGAGAGCAGACAGCUCCACCUUGCCAACCUUCGCUUGCAGAGGACACUCUACGGCAUUGACCUGGAGAUUGAGGAGGGAAAACUGAUUGGAAUCUGUGGCAGCGUGGGCAGUGGAAAAACCUCCCUCAUUUCCGCCAUCUUAGGCCAGAUGACACUGCUGGAGGGCAGCAUUGCCGUCAAUGGGACAUUUGCCUAUGUAGCCCAGCAAGCUUGGAUCCUCAAUGCCACGCUGCGAGACAACAUCCUAUUCGGGAAGGAGUUUGACGAGGAAAGAUACAACAUGGUACUAAACGGCUGCUGCCUGCGACCUGACCUGGCGAUUCUUCCCAACAGCGACCUGACCGAGAUCGGUGAGCGGGGAGCCAACCUUAGCGGCGGGCAGCGCCAGAGGAUCAGCCUCGCCCGGGCUCUGUACAGCGACAGGAGUAUCUACAUUCUGGACGAUCCCCUCAGUGCCUUAGAUGCCCACGUGGGCAACCACAUCUUCAACAGUGCCAUCAGGAAGCACCUCAAAUCCAAGACCGUCCUGUUUGUCACUCAUCAGCUGCAGUAUCUGGUGGACUGCGACGAAGUGAUCUUCAUGAAAGAGGGCUGCAUCACUGAAAGAGGCAGCCAUGAGGGACUGAUGAACUUGAAUGGGGAUUAUGCAACCAUUUUUAAUAACCUCCUCCUGGGAGAGACUCCCCAUGUUGAGAUUAACUCGAAGAAGGACAUGAGCAAUUCACUGAAGAAACCACAAGAAAAAGGUCCUAAAGCAGCCUCAGUAAAGAAAGAGAAGGUGGUGAAGACAGAAGAAGGACAGCUGAUCCAGGUGGAAGAGAAAGGCCAAGGCUCCGUGCCCUGGUCCGUCUAUGGCAUCUACAUCAAGUCAGCCGGCGGUCCCUUGGCGUUCCUGGUCAUCAUGGCCCUCUUCAUGCUGAAUGUGGGCAGCACGGCUUUCAGCAACUGGUGGCUGAGUUACUGGAUCAAGCAAGGAAGUGGGAACACAACGGUACUCCGAGGGAAUGAGACGUUGGUGAGCGACAGCAUGAAGGACAACCCUCACAUGCACUAUUACGCCAGCAUCUACGCCCUCUCCAUGGGCGUCAUCAUGAUCUUGAAAGCCAUUCGUGGUGUCGUUUUCGUCAAGGGAACACUGCGUGCAUCUUCCAGACUCCAUGAUGAACUUUUCCGGAGAAUCCUUCGCAGCCCCAUGAAGUUCUUUGACACCACUCCCACGGGGCGGAUCCUCAAUAGAUUUUCCAAGGACAUGGAUGAAGUGGAUGUCCGCCUGCCGUUCCAGGCCGAAAUGUUUAUCCAGAAUGUCAUCCUGGUGUUCUUCUGCGCUGGGAUGAUCGCGGGGGUCUUCCCCUGGUUCCUGGUGGUGGUGGGGCCCCUCGUCAUCCUCUUCACAGUCCUGCAUGUCGUCUCUAGGGUGCUAAUUCGGGAGCUGAAACGCCUGGAUAACAUCACCCAAUCGCCUUUCCUCUCUCACAUUACAUCCAGUAUUCAGGGACUUGCCACCAUCCACGCCUACAAUAAAGGGCAGGAAUUUCUCCACAGGUACCAGGAACUGUUGGAUGACAACCAGGCGCCCUUCUAUUUAUUUACCUGUGCGAUGCGGUGGCUGGCCGUGCGGUUGGAUGUGAUCAGUAUCGCUCUGAUCACAACGACGGGGCUGAUGAUCGUCCUGAUGCAUGGCCAGAUCCCCCCGGCUUACGCCGGCCUGGCCAUCUCCUACGCCGUGCAGCUAACUGGUUUGUUCCAAUUCACGGUCAGACUGGCAUCUGAGACAGAGGCGCGCUUCACCUCCGUGGAGAGGAUCAGUCAUUAUAUUAAGACCCUCACCCUGGAAGCUCCAGCUCGAAUUAAGGACAAGACUCCUCCUCCAGACUGGCCUCAGGAAGGAGAGGUGAUCUUUGAGAACGCAGAGAUGAGAUACAGGGAGAACCUUCCUCUGGUCCUGAAGAAAGUCUCUUUCACCAUCAAACCCAAAGAAAAGAUUGGCAUUGUGGGGCGGACAGGCUCAGGGAAGUCAUCUCUGGGGAUGGCCCUCUUCCGACUGGUGGAGUUGUCCGGAGGCUGCAUCAAAAUCGAUGGGGUGAGAAUCAACGAUAUCGGCCUCGCCGAUCUCCGGAGUAAACUCUCCAUCAUCCCUCAGGAGCCGGUACUGUUCAGCGGCACCGUCCGGUCAAAUUUGGAUCCUUUCAACCAGUAUAGCGAAGACCAAAUUUGGGAUGCCUUGGAAAGAACGCACAUGAAAGAGUGUAUCGCUCAACUACCUCUGAAGCUUGAAUCUGAAGUGCUGGAAAAUGGCGACAACUUCUCCGUGGGGGAGCGACAGCUCCUGUGCAUAGCUAGAGCUUUGCUGCGGCGCUGUAAGGUUUUGAUCCUGGAUGAAGCAACCGCUGCAAUGGACACGGAGACCGAUUUGCUGAUUCAGGAGACCAUCCGGGAGGCCUUUGCAGACUGUACUAUGCUAACGAUCGCUCACCGCCUGCACACGGUUCUGGGCUCCGAUCGGAUCAUGGUGCUUACGCAGGGACAGGUGGUGGAGUUUGACACUCCGUCUGUCCUUCUAUCCAAUGACAAUUCUCGAUUUUACGCCAUGUUUGCUGCUGCGGAGAACAAGGUUGCCGUCAAGGGCUAACCUUUCCGCCGAAGUCACUUUAAUUUGGAGCGUUGCCAUUCCCUGCCUGGGGCAGGCCCUUCACGGUCCCCCCCACCCCCCCGCCCCCGAAAUCAAGAUCUCUUGCCUUUCCCCGUUUUAAUUUUCACCCAGCGGUCAGGACUGACUCGCGUGCUUACGUUUUCAGGCGCUCGGUGGUUUAAUUAUCGUCUUUAAUCCCGUACUCAUGGAAACUCAAGAUUUGUUUUUCGUCCUGAAAUGCACUCCAGAUGGUUCAGGGAACCAGAACUAUAACUGUAUCAGAGGCCUAUAAUGAAGCUUUAUACGUGUAGUUAUAUCUAUACAUAAUUCUGUACAUAGCCUAUAUUUACAGUGAAAAAUGUAA